CGAUAAAGUUAAUUAAAGACUCUAUCAGCUUCGUGUACAAAAACAUGAGAUCAUGAUCCCUGUUGUUUAUCAAUAAUCCCACAUUAGCACAUGUACAGGUGCAAUCAACCAUAUGUUGUUGUAUUUGCAAUAUGCUUAUAAAUCUGUGUGUGGUUUGUUUGCUCAGCUUGCUUAAUGUUCAGACACCGAUUAGCUAAAUUACACUCUUUACUGGAUGUAGUAUUUUAAUUGUAUGAUGCUUUAAUGUGCUGGCAGAUGGAACCAGCUGGAUCUAGCCAUAGUCCUGCUCUCUAUCAUGGGCAUCACACUUGAGGAGAUCAAGAUCACUGCAGCGCUGCCAAUCAACCCCACCAUCAUCCGCAUUAUGAGGGUGCUGAGAAUAGCUAGAGUACUGAAGCUUUUGAAGAUGGCUACAGGCAUGAGAGCCCUGCUGGACACAGUAAUGCAAGCUUUACCACAGGUGGGAAAUCUGGGCUUGCUGUUUAUGCUCCUCUUCUUCAUUUACGCGGCACUUGGCGUGGAGAUUUUUGGGAAACUAGCUCAGUGCUGCAAUCCUGCUCACUGUUCAUACUGAGCUCUCCAUUUCACAGUUUUAGCGGCUUUGCUCUACCUUAGCUGCCACUCUCAUUUUUAGGUCAGAAAUGCUUCAAUUUGGUCCCCAUGGGCAUGCUUCUCUCACAGAGCUCUUUUUAGUCUACAGUACUGUCAUAUUGGAAGAAGAACCUAAAUUAGCGCUGUUGAUCUUUGGAGCUUGCUCCUGCAAUGGUAGCAUAUUUAUGAGAUAGCCUCUAGGCUCAAAGAGACAUUUCUAUGCUACUUAUAUCCCCUAUCACUCUAAUUACUUUCGUUAGCCUUCAACUUUAAAAUCAUUGCUAAUUAUUGUGUCAGACGUGUCUGGGGGUAACGGCUCAUUUGCUUCUUUAAUGAUAAUACCGAGGACUCUGUCAGGUUAUCUUCACUUUUAGCAACACAUUCAGUGAUAAUCUGGGAGUCUAGCUGUGCUUUUUGUGUGUAAGAUGUUUAAAAGUACUUGACGCUUGUUAAACUAUUGACUACCAAUAUUUUCAUCUAGAAUGCACUGACGAAAACCCAUGUGAAGGAUUAAGUCGACAUGCUACGUUUGAGAACUUUGGAAUGG
Megalobrama amblycephala (Wuchang bream) is the source of this 1138-nucleotide messenger RNA. RefSeq names its product voltage-dependent T-type calcium channel subunit alpha-1I-like. The coding region runs from base 296 to 574 and encodes 92 amino acids. The transcript has 3 exons. Gene Ontology annotation, biological process: neuronal action potential; membrane depolarization during action potential; calcium ion import. Gene Ontology annotation, cellular component: plasma membrane; voltage-gated sodium channel complex; neuron projection. The record is from RefSeq and is a predicted model, not a curated record. NCBI's taxonomy places the organism in Eukaryota, Metazoa, Chordata, Actinopteri, Cypriniformes, Xenocyprididae. Gene Ontology annotation, molecular function: low voltage-gated calcium channel activity; voltage-gated sodium channel activity.